UGGUUUUCAGAAGAGUUUAGUAGUUUGGUAGAAAUACUGUGAUUACUGUAAAACUACUGUGAAUUUACUGCAAACCAUUUCCUGUCAAAGUACAAUAAUAUGUUUUACAGUGCAUACACAGUUAAUAAUCAUUGUUAAUGUGCAUUAGUGAGUCUGCUUCCACUUUACUCUCUACGGGCUGUUGCAUCAUGUGUUUCCAGCCUCCACAUGGUCACAGAUUACAGUUACAGGCAGCGCUACAAGAUACUACAAGCUGCUGCUGCUGCUCUACCAUUGGCUCCUGGGCAUCGGAAGGCCGUGUGUCAGCGUCAUCUGAACAAAAGAUAGAGGGACCCAGAGAGGCAUCCAGCCAUCCGGAGAGGAGGCAGACAAGACGCGCAGCACCACACGGGCAGCAUGCUGCUGGAGAGAAGCCGGGAAGAAGAGCAGUGGUUAUUUUAAUAUUCCUGCAGCCGUGAUCUGGUCCACGUCAUAUUCUCUGAUGAUAUUUCACGCGUCAAAGCGGCAUCACAAAGUAACCGAAUGAGGAAACCGCUCGUUCCUGCGCGCCCUCGCUUCCUGCCUCGCCCCUAGUCUCGCUCAUCAGCCGGUGAGAAGGAAACAAAAAGAAACUACCCACACGUGCAUCAUGGUUGCCGGUGAGCUCGUGCAGGAGCACAUGCCACCUGACGGCAUCACGAUCGCGAGGAAGUCUCCCGAGCUGCGCGGAGCGAGCGAGCGAUGCGCGGACGCGACAUACGCAGCGGCGCCGACGGCGACGACGCGCGGCGAGACGGACACCGAGCGAGAGCUGGAGCAGGAGAAGGAGGUGCCGGCGGAUGAGAGAGAGGCGAUGCUGCCCAACGGAGGAGGAGGAGGAGGAGAGGUGGGGGAGAAGAGGCUGGAGACCAGGCUGUACGGGCGCCGGUUCGCCGUGCUGGCGGUGUUCAGCCUGUACUCCCUGCUGAACGCCUUCCAGUGGAUCCAGUACAGCAUCAUCGCCAACGUGUUCACCCAGUACUACGGCGUGACUAACGACAAGGUGGACUGGCUCUCCAUCGUCUACAUGGUCGCCUAUGUGCCGCUCAUCUUCCCGGCCACCUGGCUGCUGGACCGUAAAGGUCUGCGGCUGACGUCCCUGCUGGGCGCCGGCCUCAACUGCGCCGGCGCCUGGCUCAAGUGCGCCAGCGUGAGCCCCGAGCUGUUCGGAGUCACCGUCACCGCGCAGGUCGUCUGCUCCGUGGCGCAGGUGUUCAUCCUCGGCCUGCCGUCACGCAUAGCCUCGGUGUGGUUCGGUCCCCGGGAGGUUUCCACGGCGUGCGCCACAGCUGUGCUCGGGAACCAGUUGGGAACAGCCAUCGGCUUCCUGUUGCCUCCAGUUUUGGUCCCCAACACUCCUGAUGACGUUGAACUGACGGGCCACAACAUCAGCAUCAUGUUCUACGGCACCGCCGCCGUCUCCACGGUCCUCUUCAUCCUCACGGUUAUAGUCAUAAAGGACCGGCCUUCCCUCCCUCCCAGUCAGGCCCAGGCUGUCCUUCCAGACUCCCCGCCUGAGGAUUACUCCUACAGACAGUCCAUCGUCAACCUGAUCAAGAACAAAGCGUUUGUCCUCCUGCUCGUCAGCUACGGUAUAAUGACGGGAUCCUUCUACUCCGUCUCAACGCUGCUCAACCAGAUGAUCAUGGCCUGCUAUGAGAACCAGGAGCUGAAUGCCGGGAGAAUCGGCUUGACUCUGGUCGUCGCCGGAAUGGUCGGCUCCAUCCUCUGCGGCCUGUGGUUGGACCACACAAAGACAUACAAGAUGACGACUCUGAUCGUGUACGGCCUGUCGUUUCUGGGCAUGGUGGUCUUCACCUUCACUCUGAACCUGGACAACAUCUACCUGGUCUUCUUCACUGCUGGAGUCCUGGGGUUCUUCAUGACGGGUUACCUCCCUCUGGGCUUUGAGUUUGGAGUGGAGAUCACGUACCCGGAGUCAGAGGGAACGUCGUCAGGACUCCUCAAUGCUUUUGCUCAGAUAUUUGGGAUCAUUUUCACUCUGAUUCAGGGUAAACUGACGACAGACUACAAACCGCUGGCUGGAAAUCUUUUCCUCUGCGCCUGGAUCUUCCUGGGAAUACUGCUCACUGCCUUGAUUAAGUCAGAACUCAAACGACACAACGUCAACAUGGGAUUAGACAGCAACCACCUGCAGGCAAUUCCGACUGAAUGUCCUGGGGACUGCCCUUCAGAAACCAAGUCCAACGGCGUCAAGCUGGAGCACUCGAUCAGCUUCUCCCCUGAAACCUCGCUGUAACCCUGUCAAGUCACUGGAUCGUAGGACGGGUAAAGAAGGUCAGCUGUCCUGGGAUACGUGUUGGCACCAUCUUCCAUGUGAAGUACCUAGAGGUGCACUUGUUUUGUUUUUUUCUUUUGCCAAGAAUAAUCUCCUCGAUAAUUGGAAAGCUGGAGGUUCUGGAUGUGAGCCAGGUCUAAUCAAGCACAGCCACAAUCUGCAGUGGAUUCAAGCCAGGCGCGUGACCGACAAGUUGGUCAACGUUCGUCCCAAGAUGUUUGACUCCCACAGGUGCACCGAGGUGCCUCGUGCUCCAGAACACCUGCACAGAAGAAGCAUUGACAGAACUGUCGACGGUCGUACGUAUGCAGUAACACGCAGAAGAAGCUCCACUGCACUUUAUUUGUAUUGUGAAGCGUGGCGCUUCUUUAGAUCAUCGUCAAAACAAAAGCAGGUGACGGUUUUUGGAGCCUCGGGGUGUCUAAGAACUGAGAAGAAGCAUUGUGUUCGGUUAUGUACUGCAGCCACUGCUGCCUGCACAGCGCCAACAUUUCCUGAGUUUACUUGAAUUAUCCUUUCAUGCUCUGGACCGAAGUUGUACAACACACUGUAAAAGUUGUUAAUGUUGCUUCAUUUGAUCUCUUCUUUACAAACGACACUGGUUAUGUUAGUUUGCAUCUGAAAGCUGUUUUUAGGACGAAGGAUAGUCAACGUAAAUCAUGUUUAUUUUCCUAAAAUGCUGCAUGCAUUCUGUUCGAGACGACAAAACCCGACUGAUAUAUUGGUCAGCCGGUAUUGGCACAUCGCAAACAUAUCGGUACGCGAUAUGAAAACUGUUAUUUAAUGCAGAAAAAAUGCUUGUGGUAAGUAGGAAUGUAACGAUACACUCAACUCACGACUCGAUUCGAGUCACGAUUUUUUGUUCACGAUACGAUUCUUAAUCGUGUCACGAUGCAUCGUUACAUCCCUGGACUGCUACUUAUAAUUCUGUGGAAAGGACCACAGAGUAAGAGAGAGGAAGCAGCUCUCAGCAGUGUCAACAAGAAACAGUUGACAGUGUAUAUAUAUUAAAUUAUUUAACAUGUUAAAGAAUAUUUACUUAAAUGUUCUUUACUAAAGUUAUUUCUUUUUGGAAAGCAACUCUUCGGAGUACCUCGAUAAAGUGAAUCGGUGCACAGUCCACGAAGAAAAGCUAAAACAAUCUGUGAACCUUUCCCCUCUAAAAUCAGUAUCCGUCUUAAAAAGUCACAUUGCAGUCGGUCCGAGACGCAGCUGCAAAUAAUGCAUGGUUUGUUUUAGUCCACAUAAUAACGGACUGACUUAAGUCCGACGAGGCAGCGUGUGGUGGUGCCUAGAGAAAUGGGAAUAUUCUUUGCAGCCCCUUCAGCACAGGGUGAACACCUUGUGUUAUAAACAGCCAGAAAAUGCGUCGGCAGUAUUUGCACAUUGUCACGUAACUUCUGUUUGCUCGACUCCUGGAUCAUUAUGACAUCAACCUUACACAGAAGCAGAACUCACUCAACCACAGACAGUGAGACAGCUACACAGAACGCUACUGAAUGAUGCAUCAUAGAGGAUUUAGAAGGGGGUAUUCCUGACUUGCUUUUAUUUGCAGCCUCUUCUUAUUUUUUCUUUUGUGUUGCCGGGAUCCAUAAAUGGUUGGAGUUCUUCCAUUGCGACUGAAUGCGGCGGCAGCAAAAACAAACACACAAAAAAUGAUUGAAGCAAAAGACUAAAAACUUUUUGAGGUGCAGUUGCGCAUCCCUGAGAUUUUUCCCUCUUUUCCUUCACGUCACUUAACCACCACAACCGGACAAAGGUGGUGGUGGAGUGAAGGGCAGUAGAGGAUAUUAGGAACUGUUUUUAUUCCAAGUAAUAUAUUGUUCUUAUGAUUCAUGUGACUGUCAUAGUAAACAAUGAGUCAUUCUCAAAGAUGUUGGCUCUUUGUGUAAAGUCAUAUUUAUUUAGUCAUUUCUUUACCCAUCGCUAUUUCUGUUAAAUCCUAGCCCAAAGUUAAAGAUGGCUAGAUAGAUAGAUAGAUAGAUAGAUAGAUAGAUAGAUAGAUAGAUUACAAAGACUUGACAACACAACUGUGCUGCAGUGUUUUCCUACACAAACCACAGUGGACCAAACAGAAUGUGAACAUGUUCUGACUUCUGUGCACAAAGCAAAAACACACGCACAACUUCAACAAGUUUUAUACUGAAAAUACAUGACUUCAAAAGUGUUUUUCAAUGUUGGACUCCCGUCCGUUACUGCACAGAGAAUCUGCAUGUCUGAGGCAGAGCGGGCCGGAGAAGCACAAACGUGUUCGAUGUUAAGUUAUUUUCAUUUAAUUUAUGUCGUAAAAAUGUGUUGACCUGUAUGACUUCUGCUUUUUGUAGAUUUCUUUACCCGUUUAUAACUCGAAGUAUACUUUUUUUUUUUACUUAAGUGUGAAUGAAUGUUGCCAACUUUAACAGUUUCCGAAUAGAAAAUGUGUAUUUAGCUCACCGAGGUGUAACACGCUGCCUGCGCAUGAUGUAUUUUUAAAUUGUUUACCUGACGUUCAUGUGCAAGAACAGAUUUUGUUUGGCUUAAAUUUAAAUUUUAAAAAAAGGUAAAUCCUUGUACAAACUGGACAUGGUUUGAUUUUUUUUCUUCCACUAUAAAAUGGCACAUUAUCAACUUCACCCCUACAAGCUUCACACCACUGUCUGCAAGACUUUUCUGACUAAUCUACUAAUCCGAGUAAUUCUGACUAAUAUUAUGUUAUUCUCUGGACUUUUCAACAUUUCAAAAUGAAUCAUUAAAGGAACUGCUCAUUGCAUUUGGAAAUUACUACAAGUUGCCACACAAGGCCUGUGUGAGAAUAUUAAAAUCAAUACACAGGCGUUUUACUUUUACCCUUUCUGAAUAUACUUUAACAUAACGUUGCAGGCUAUUUUCAAACCCUUGAAAGUUUUUCUCUGUUUUCUCGUUCUUGGCAGUUCAACAUCUAACAUCUCUCUCUUAUUUUUGUAACUUUUAUAGAAGACUAAAGUCUUGAUAUAUACGGUCAUAUAAUUUAUUCAUUCUGUCAAGUUAGACUAUUUAAUCGUCUCUGUGAAUAAAUUCUUGGCAAAUUGCACUGAGUGAGAUUCUGAAAGGGUUAAUAACACAUGGUCCUCUGGAUGGAAAAUUACUGAGAAUUUAACUUGUCUGGUGCAACCUGUCAGACACUUCAUGACAUAUGUUUUCAUACGAAUGUGUCUCUUCAGUCUGUGAACUAUAUAUAACAUUUUACACGUGACAUCAGGAAAUGACUGUAUCUACUAGGUACUGUGACUACUGCUGACGCUAUUCUACGUAUUAAAUUUGCUCUGCUGUAGCCACAAAACACGUCUGUGAAUUUAGAGGCACUGCCAUGGAAAUGAAUUUCUGGAUGUCAGGGAAUGUUUUCAUGGUUGUGGACUUUAAGUUCACAGUGUAACUGUUAUCUGACACACAACAACUUGGCAGAGGUCAAACUGACGAAGACAAAAGCAAAGACAGAUUUCUGGUAAUGGGACACUUUCUUACAGGAUAAGGCUUUUGUUAGUUUCUCAUUAUGCUCUCCAGCCUUGAUACUCUCUCUGUGGCACUCAGCACAAAGACAGUUAAUGUUUUUCUGAGGUUGUAAGUCAAAAAGUGAAACAAAAGUGUUUACAAAUAUAUAUUUUAUGAUUUAUGGCUCUGUAAUUUUCCCAAGUAUCGAUGACUCAAACUUUAGAGGAGGAAGUAAUACAUUUUCUUGAGACAAUUUUCAGCUGCAUAGUAGUACACAUUAGAUACUCCAGUGAGUAAGUGAGUGAUUUGUGGCUGCAGGAUGGUGUACGUGUGCAACAGUGUGGCUCAUCAAUAGUUUCUGAGAAACAAUGAAUAUGAUACACACACACUGCACUUGUUAGUGGACCCAUUUGUUGUUGCUUUUGGUCUUGACAAUAAGAAAUAAGAGAAACUAUCAUCAGCCUUAUCCUCUCAUCCAAAAUGUGUGCUGAGCCAAAACCACAGUGGAGGUACUUUAUUUGCGCAGAUUUUUGCACUUUCUAAAUAUAUAUCACUGUUUAAAAGUAUGUAAAAAGUUUUGUUGCGUUUAUCUGUGAAGCUGCUGUUGGAUUUCAGUCAUUUUCUAAGCAGUUUUUACACUGGGAUGUUAAGAAAUCUUUGCUGUCAUGAAUUCUCGAAACACGCGAUAUGCGGAUGACAUUACUCUCUACGUUUCUGUUGUAAUCAAAGGACGCUGGGUUCAUUCACAACAAUAAAAGCAUUUUACCCCAA
Molecule: messenger RNA, 6535 nt
Organism: Larimichthys crocea (large yellow croaker)
Lineage: Eukaryota; Metazoa; Chordata; Actinopteri; Sciaenidae
Gene: flvcr1
Product: FLVCR choline and heme transporter 1
Exons: 10
Coding region: 629-2278 (549 amino acids)
Biological process (GO): heme export; erythrocyte differentiation; transmembrane transport
Cellular component (GO): membrane; mitochondrion
Molecular function (GO): heme transmembrane transporter activity; heme binding
Source: RefSeq, a predicted model, not a curated record